CUAGUGUACAUUUUUUAAGUAAAGUGAGAUAGUUUAGGUUAGGAAAUCCGUUACAUUGAUGGCAUAGAGGAAUGUAAAACAUCAAAAAGAUUUUUCUCAAAUGGAAUUUACGGAAGGAUGUUUGGAACAAAAUUUGGAACUGUCAAAUUCACAUAUGGUUUACAUCUCUGUUUAACUGCAACGAACAAUUUCCCAAGUCUGUUAGGAGCAUAUCCAUUCUGAAGUAUUUAAAUGGUAUUAUUAAAGAUAGGUGCGAUUCGUCGACUUUACCUCAAUUAAAUUACUAAAAACUUUAUUUUUGAAAGCUGGUGCAGUUUGAUAUAGCAAUUGUAUUAAUUUGAAUCAUAUUUUAAGACUGAUUAUUGAAGCAUCUUCUCGUUUGCCUAAGAAAGAAUUGCAAUCAUUACAUACAUCAUUGCAUACAUUUAAUUAUUGGUUGAACAGCAAUAAAUGAGUUGUAAUUAGUUAUAGAGAAAAAAUAUUUGAAAGCUUUGUUACGAUCUUACCAAGCCUACUCCUGAAAUCGAGCAUAGAUGAUGUCAUAAUUCAUAUGAUCAAACGUUUUACAAUCAAAACGUUUUAAGGAAUAGAUCCGAGAAGAAUUGAUAGAAACAUGAGUCUAUUAUCGAUGAUUUAUCACAAGCAAUAAAACGCUAGUCAUCAACAAUUAUAAAUAAGCGAUAAAGAAAGAUAUUAAACCAGAAGCAGAAUUUCUGUACAGAGACAAUAUUCAAUCGCGAUUCAUUAAAGAAUCUUACACAAGAAAGUUAGUACGGUUCAUCAAAGGUUUCAAGAGAACAACAUAAUGUAUGACGUAAAGAAUAAAACUGUAAUGAUCACUGGAGCAGCUGCAGGAUUAGGCUACAAAUAUGCCGAAAUACUGCUUCGCAAUGGUGCAAAAAGUAUUGCUGUGGUCGAUCUGCCAACAUCAAACGGCCAGAAUGCUGUAGCUACUUUGGAGAACGAAUUUGGAAAAAGCCGUGCCAUCUUCAUUGCCUGCGACGUCACGAAAGCUGAUGAUUUUGAGAAGACAUUCAGGAAGAUCGUUGACACGUUUAAAGGACUUGAUAUUCUUAUCAACAACGCUGGUAUAUUUAACGAUAAUUAUUGGGAGAAAACGAUCGAUCUCAAUGUCAAGGCAGUAAUUCGCGGCUCCAUGUUGGCAUUUGAUUAUAUGGGAAAGCAUAAAGGUGGCAAGGGUGGUUUAAUCGUAAACAUUGCAUCCAUAGCUGGAUUGGACCCAAUUUCUGUUAUGCCAAUGUAUUGCGCUUCGAAAUACGCUGUUCUAGGAUUCAGUCAGUCUCUAGCAAAUAUGUAUAACAAGACUGGAGUGCGAGUUGUUAUCAUGUGCCCGGGUACUACAACAACAUCAUUGAUAGAAAAUUUCAGAGAUAGAAUCUAUGAUUCCAUUCGCGCUGUGCUAGGUAGUGAUAUCCCUGAUUUGGAAAAAAUUUCGAAACAAACAACUGACCAUGUGGCAUCUGCGAUGUUAGAUCUCAUUCGGAAGGGUAAAAAUGGAGCAGCUUGGGUCGUCAAACAUGGUGAACCACCAAACGCCGUGCACUUUCCUCCUUCUUCCGAACGACUUCUGUCUGUUUAAAUUAGAAUUUGAUAACUGUUUUUAUUUUGUUUUGAUCAAUUUACAAUGACUAC
Atta colombica is the source of this 1653-nucleotide messenger RNA. Its product is annotated as 15-hydroxyprostaglandin dehydrogenase [NAD(+)]-like. The coding region runs from base 806 to 1600 and encodes 264 amino acids. Gene Ontology annotation, cellular component: cytoplasm. Gene Ontology annotation, molecular function: oxidoreductase activity, acting on the CH-OH group of donors, NAD or NADP as acceptor. The record is from RefSeq and is a predicted model, not a curated record. Lineage: Eukaryota; Metazoa; Arthropoda; Insecta; Hymenoptera; Formicidae. The transcript has 5 exons.